AUGCCCGGAAUGUACUUCAACGGAGACGCCAAAUCUUCCAGAGUCUCCCACUAUAACUGCAAGCACGUCAACCGUCCCAACUACAUCCUCAACUACCACUCCUACUACCACAUCAACUACUUCAACCACUACUCCUACCAUAAUCCUGUCACCACGCCGACAACAGCACCAGGGUCUACUGUCACUGUGACUGUGACAACCACUGCUCCAGGGCCCACGGAGACUGACACAGUUGUCACAACUGUCAGCUUGCCAGGCACUACAGGAACAGACACCAUCACUAGCACGGUCACCAUUCCAGGAACUACAGAGCCCGAUACUGUCACUACAACGAUCAGCCUACCAGGUACCACAAUUACAGCCACUGAAGGUUCAACCUCGACCAUUACUGUCACGGCCACCACAACACAGCCAGGGACUACGUAUACUGCGACUCCAGGCAAUGGACUAACCAGCACCACCACAGUAACGAUUCCUGCUGAAGGUGGAACAACUGUGACCUCGACUCUGACAGUGACCAGCGGGGGCACCGGCACAGUCACUGAGACCUUGACUGUGACCCAGGAUAAUACUAAGACAGUGACUUUGCCCACGACGACAGUGACUGACACAGCCACCGUCACAGAAACCGCAACUACAUCGGUAACAGUCCCAGGGUCUACUAUAACCAUCCCUGGUUCAACAGUAACGGACACAACUACAUUGACUGAGAGGACCACCCAAACAGUCACUAUUUCUGGGGUCACAGUAACAGAUACUGCGAUAGUAACUCAAACCUCAAUGGCAACAGUCACUAAUCCUGGAUCAACAGUCACUGACACAACGACAUUGACUGAGGUCUCAACCUCGACAGUCACCAACCCAGGGGCGACAGUGACGGACACAACUACUAUGACAGAGGGUACUACCCAAAUCAUUAGCCAGAUUUUAACGACGACGGCCACGGAGACCGUCGUCUUGCCUGGGACAACCGUCAUAGAUUCGAAGACCAUUACCCUACCUGGAACAACACUAAUCAACUCAGAAACUGUGACUGCUCCCGGCACAACAGUCAUAGAAUCCAAGACUAUCACGAUCCCUGGCUCAACAGUGACGAAUAUCAGAACAAUCACUGAAUCAGGGACAACAAUGACAGUCUCUGAGGUAGUCACUCUUCCUGGUUCUACAGUCACUACCGUAGAGACAUUUUUGACUACUCUCCCUGGAUCAACGAUUCUUACGACUAUCACUGAGCCAGGACAGACAAUUACCAUGUCCGGAUCUGUCACCACAUUGCCAGGAUCAACUAUUAUUCAAACCACUACUCUUCCUGGCGUCACCGUGACAGACAAACAGACUGUUCCAACAACAAUGCCUGGAGCAACCAUUGUCACCACCAUCACUAAGCCAGCAAGUACUAUGACAGCAUCAGGAACCAUUACUACAUUGCCAGGGUCGACUAUCAUACAGACCACCACCCUCCCUGGAUCGCAAUCAGUUGAGACUGUGUCGGUGACCGUCAUCCAUAGUACUACUAUUUUCGAUACAGUAACUUUGCCUGGUCCACCUGCGACCACGACUCAAAACGGCAACACUGUGACAGCUCCUGGAACCACCACGACACUAUCCAUCUGUCCCACCCUCAGCAUCAACCCCACUUACACUCCGGCCGCUCCCCUCCCGAGGAACUACACCUGGGGUUGUCCACCGGGUUACCUGUGCAAGCCCAAACACACAGGCGCCGACGCAGGCUGCAACAUCGAAGCUGGUCUGCCAGCGGAGUCAUAUGUCUGCAGUCCGGACGAGUGUAUUAAGAGCCCACCCUUCAUCCACGAUCAGUACUGGGACACGCCGGUAGAGUCCGAUGAUAUCCGCUCAACCUACAACGUCUCAAAGGACUACUUCAACCUCGACCCUGAGAUCUUCGGUCUGAACUACUCCAUCUUCCGGAUCCCGGAUCUCAAACCAGGCGAUGAACACUACUACAUCCGGUCUUCUCGCCGAUCAUGGAGCAAACUACUUUCCCGGCAGUCGAUUGGAGUCUCCAACGUGCCUGGCGCUUGCUAUGACGAAUGUAACGACGCAGCAUUGGAGGUUCAAUCGACCGGCAAGACACCCCUGAUCUGCAACGCCGGAUCGGCUUUCAACAUCUCCCUGGGCAACUGCGAGAAGUGCUGCAGCGGCCACAAGACAGCCAACUCGGCCAGUUUCGAGCAAAAGGUCCUGCCGAACUUCCAGCAGUUUUUGAACUAUUGUGAGGGUCUAGGGUCGUCGUCGGCUACGACUGCUGCUGCGGACAGAGUCAGUUCGGCAACUAGCGGUAGUCAAGUAUCUACGACAGCAGGAACGACAUCCACGCAGAAAGGCGAUAGUACAUCUCAGACUGAUCCAUCAACAGCACCGACUGCCACUGAUACUACAAGCAUGGCCAGCAAGGGUAACGAUAAAUCAAGUAUAGCGGCAACUGCGACAGCACCAUCCUCGCCGUCUCAACAGACAACUGCACUAGACUCGACCACAGAAUCUAAACCCAUUAGCGCGAGUGAGACCACUACGACUGUCUCCAAUUCUUCAUCCAGGUCAGCGACGGGUACUGCUUCGAGAAUGACCGCACAAAGCUCUUCCACUAGCGACGGCGCUGGUGGAAGCAUAACUAGUUCAACAUCUCACGGAACGACUAGUACACACUCUGGAGCAAGUCCAUCUGCAACUCCGUCACUCUUUACUGGCGCGGCGAGUCGCCAGACAGUGCUAUCUCACUGGAGUAUCUUCGUUCUUGUGUUUGGACUCGUGGGUCUCCAUGUUUGA
Molecule: messenger RNA, 2787 nt
Organism: Aspergillus thermomutatus
Lineage: Eukaryota; Fungi; Ascomycota; Eurotiomycetes; Eurotiales; Aspergillaceae
Exons: 4
Coding region: 1-2787 (928 amino acids)
Source: RefSeq, a predicted model, not a curated record